AUGAUGUCAGACCUCUUUCCAGCGAGCACACCUUCCUACGUGCUUGCCUUUCAAUUUUCAUCAUGGUACCCCACAUUUGCAAAGCACUCUAUCAAAAGCACCAUUGUCCGCCCGCUGUCCGCUGAUUUCCAAGAGUACUUGCAUGCAGAUGGGGUGUUCGUACCGGAAGGCUCUGACAACGUACCGGCAGAGAGCACGCUCUCAGAUGAGGAGGACGCGGUAGAAGAUGACUCUGAAGACGAGGACGCGCAGCCUCGGAGACACUACACUUUCCCAGACCUUGACCAGCGCAUCCGAGAGUGUAUAAAAGAAUACGAGGCGGUCUUCCCCAAGCUCAAUUUUUCCUCGCCAAAGGACGCGUCGUGGCUACUCCCAUCUUCCUCUCCCUUGAAAUGCAUGUCACCUGCGGACGUCUACCUCCUGCUCAAAUCAUCCGAUUUUAUCAAUCACGACUUGAGCACCGAGAGCGUGUUUGAAGGGACGAAAUAUGACCCUUCCUCAUCAAUAUCGCCAACAUACGAACUCGAACUCGUCCUGCGUAAAUGGUACCCCGUCGAUCGAGGACGCGAGCUGAGAUGUUUCGUGAGAGGGGACAAACUCAUCGGCAUAUCGCAGCGCGACGUCAAUUUUUACGAAUUCUGGAACGACACCGACACCCAAGCCAAAGUCGCAUCCGCCGUGAGUGAAUUUUGGGAGACCAACAUCCGUCCUCAUUGGUCGGCCCAACCAGAUUAUGUCUUCGAUUUUCUCCUCACGCGCGAUCUAACGCGGGGGCACAUCAUAGACUUCAACCCCUACAUGCCCAAAACUGACCCUCUCUUGUUCACAUACGAAGAACUUACCGAUAUCUUCGCCUUAUCGUCAUCCACGAAGAAAGACAUACCAGUCCUCAGAGUCAUUGACUCGGCCUCACAUCCGGCAGCGGCGAGCAAUGCCCCCGCCAAUCAGCACAAUAUGCUUCCAGUUGAAGCCAUCAACAUGAGUAGCGGAAGAGACAUAGAAGAAUUUGCAGACCUGUGGAAACAAUCCGUCAAAGAGAGUAGCAGCUAA
This is a messenger RNA of Psilocybe cubensis, 1050 nucleotides long. RefSeq lists its product as uncharacterized. The coding region runs from base 1 to 1050 and encodes 349 amino acids. The transcript is spliced from 5 exons. The record is from RefSeq and is a predicted model, not a curated record. Gene Ontology annotation, cellular component: cytoplasm. Lineage: Eukaryota; Fungi; Basidiomycota; Agaricomycetes; Agaricales; Agrocybaceae.